Molecule: messenger RNA, 1828 nt
Organism: Raphanus sativus (radish)
Lineage: Eukaryota; Viridiplantae; Streptophyta; Magnoliopsida; Brassicales; Brassicaceae
Exons: 2
Coding region: 109-1647 (512 amino acids)
Biological process (GO): amino acid transmembrane transport
Source: RefSeq, a predicted model, not a curated record
ACUAAACUUCCCAAACUCUCUACACAACACAGUUAACACUCCAAAACUUCGCAACAAAACCAAAUCAGAUCAGGUCCACUUGACAGAGAAUCUCCCACAUCACAAUCAAUGGCUCUUCCUCUCCGUCAGCAUUGCCUAAUAACCCCCACAAAAUCUUAUCUUUCUCCCCAAAAUACCCUUCCUCGUACACUCUCUUCUCGCCGGAGUAAUUUUCUCAAGUUCUCCGACCGUCGUCAUAUCCGUAGCUCGCCUCCAACGCAGCUCACCAAACCCAUCUCUCCGAAUGUCUCUCUCCACUCACUACUCGUCAGAUGCAGUCACCACGACGAAACUCAGUCAACUCACGACGAAAAGAUCCAAACUUUACAGGACUCGGAGAUCACCAACGAACAACCCAAGAAGGGGAAAAGCUUCUGGGCCGCCGUUAGUCUGAUCAUCGGAACCGCCGUGGGUCCCGGAAUGCUCGGCCUCCCCGCCGCAACCAUCAGAUCCGGCUCCAUCCCAUCGACCGUAGCUCUCCUCUGUUCUUGGGUCUACGUCAUCUCCUCUAUCCUCCUCGUCGCUGAGCUCAGCUUCGCAGCUAUGGAAGAAGACAACGCGUCGGAGGUCAGCUUUACAUCCCUUGCAACUAAAUCAUUUGGGAACAAAUUUGGAAUCUUUGUGGCUUUUGUCUACGCUUCGCUGAGUUUCGCUUUGAUGGUUGCUUGCGUCUCUGGCAUCGGCUCUGUUGUCUCUCAAUGGUUCCCCACCAUGAAUCCUCUGUUAGCCAAUGCUAUCUUCCCUCUGGUGUCUGGAACUUUGAUCGGUUUCUUCCCUUUUGAUGCUAUUGAUGUCACCAACAGGUGUCUCUGCUUCCUCAUGCUCUUCUCCAUAACUUCGCUUGUUGCGAUUGGUCUGUCCGUGGCGAGGUCCAACGUGUUGGCCUCGUUUGGUCAGUCUUGCUGGAAGGUCUCCGCGGUUUUACCCGCGGUUCCUGUUAUGGUGCUGACGCUGGGGUUUCAUGUCAUCACUCCUUUCAUAUGCAACCUCGCGGGGGAUUCGGUUACGGAUGCUCGGAGAGCGGUUCUCGUUGGCGGUGUUGUGCCGUUUGUUAUGGUGUUGUCGUGGAACCUCAUUGUUUUGGGGCUUGCGAGGAUCAAAGUCUCUUCUUCAGCCAUUGACCCGAUCUCGCUUCUUCUAUCUGUGAACCCUUCUGCUUUAUCUGCUGUUCGAGGCUUUGCCUUCUCGGCCUUAGCCACUAGUUUGAUCGGAUACGCUGUUAGCUUCCCUAAACAGCUUCUUGAUACAUGGGAGCUUGUGUCUAAGUCUAAGCAAUCGAGUGGAGAUGGAAGAAUUGGUACGGUAACUGAUGGGGGAGUUUCGUACAGUGAACCAGUAGGGAGAGGUCGUGAUGGAUUUGAAGCGGUGGUGAUGCUGUUUGUGCUUGGAGUUCCAGCUCUGAUUGCAACGUACUUUCCCUCGACGUUUUCGAGGGCUUUGGAUUUUGCAGGUGUUUAUGCAAACUGUUUCCUCUUUGGUGUACUGCCUCCUGCGAUGGCUUAUAUUCAGCAGUCUAGAAAGAAGCUCAGGUUAUGGGUUCUUCCAGGAGGCAACUUUACUUUGUUGGUCUUAUUUGUAAUCGCUGUUAUACUGGGAAUAUGGCAUUAGAUAGGGCAUCAAACAGAUAUGUAAUGUUUGCUUCAUUCUACGGAGACAUAAGACAUGAUCUUACUGGGCUAACCAGGCGUAGAUAAAGUAGAAGGAUUGGGACCUUGACAAAGAAAAUGCGUUCUCUGGUUCCUUGUAGAAACACUAAAAGUCUUUUAUCACAUAGCAAAUUCAAAUUUCA